GGCGGGGACUCGCCCGGCCCUUCCCGCCCCGCCCGGCCCGCCCACCCCCGGCGGGCGGAAGGGGCCGGUCCGGCCGUGACGUGGCGGGAUGGCGGAGCCCUACGUGAGACCGGGGAACCAGGAGCGCGGCUGGAACGACCCCCCUCAGUUCUCGUACGGGCUGCAGGCGCAGGCCGGGGGCUCCCGCCGGACGCCGCUCACCCGCCGGGCCCCCCCCCGCCCGAGGGCGCAUCCCCAGGUGCCCCCCCGGCCCCGGGCAGUGCCCCCGCAGACCCCUCCGCGCCUCCCCCCCGGGCGCUGGGGCCGCCCCCGCUGGGGCCCGUGGGCGCUGCCCCGCGGGCCGAGGCGCGGCCGUGCCCGGAGGAGCGGGAGUGCAGCGUGUCCGCCGAUACCGUUCUCGCCCCGCUGCGGGCGGCCCUGGACUCCUGCCGGCCCUCGGUGCAGAAACAAGUGUGCAAUGACAUCGGGCGGCGGCUGACAAUGCUGGAGGACGCGUGGGCUCAGGGGAAGCUGUCGGCACCGGUGAGGAAGAGGAUGAGCCUCCUGGUACAAGAGCUCCAGCAGCAGCACUGGGACGCGGCUGACGAGAUCCACCGCUCGCUCAUGGUGGACCACGUGAACGAGGUGAGCCAGUGGAUGGUGGGCGUCAAGCGCCUCAUCGCCGAGACACGGAACCUGCCCGACGCAGCGACGGACGGCAGCGCUGAGACCGAGACCGAGCCUAAGACCGAGACCGAGCCGGGCCCGGAGGAGCCCUGACACCGGGGGUGGGGCUGCGGACUGUGAGCGGGGCAGCCCCUGCCCAGGGCCGCCGGCAGGAGCAGGGACCCCGCUGCCAGAGGGAGUCGGGGCACCCCCUCUGCUUCCCAAUCCUCAUCCAGGAAAAGGGGAUUUUAAUCAUUGCGACAUUUUAGUGGCGAUUCAUUAUGUUUAAUAAACAACACCAACCUGCCCCCAGC
This is a messenger RNA of Neopelma chrysocephalum (saffron-crested tyrant-manakin), 959 nucleotides long. RefSeq names its product steroid receptor RNA activator 1 (gene SRA1). The record is from RefSeq and is a predicted model, not a curated record. Gene Ontology annotation, biological process: regulation of transcription by RNA polymerase II. The transcript is spliced from 5 exons. The annotation marks the transcript as partial. Gene Ontology annotation, cellular component: nucleus. NCBI's taxonomy places the organism in Eukaryota, Metazoa, Chordata, Aves, Passeriformes, Pipridae.